CCCAAUCCAUGCAUCUGGGAAGUAGCUACUACACCUGCUAACGGCCCUAAACCCCGCCUAAAACAACCCUAAUAUCUCCCUUAUCUUAAACCUUUCCUUUCCUAUACAUAUACACACCGAAGGUCACCUGAUAUCGUGAGACCACGGGCAGUGCACCAACCCAGAUAAUUCGGCGGCGGACGAUUUUCCGAGGGCAGACCGCGGUUAGGCCGGAUCGGUUAAAGGGGGACUACACUACGUAGUGAAAUGCGAGUACAAAUACAAAUGCCCGGACCCCGAGCCCCAUGACAGAUCUGUCGCGGAUCCUGCCGGACUUCCCAAUCGGCCGGUACGCGAACCUGUUGCCCGCCAUCGAGAAGCACGGCCUGACCACCGCCGACCUGCUCACUCUUCAGGUCCCCGACAUCGGCAAGCGUACCCAGCUGCCGCUCCUCGAUAUCAAGCGUCUAUGUGCUGCUGUACUAGAGGCUCUACAUGUCGACCUCGGUGUUUCCGAGAAGCAGCAGCAGCAGCAGCAGAAGCCGGGGGAUGGUGCUAAUAAUAAUGACGGCGCGAAAGGGAGCCCUACCAGCGUCUUGAGACAGACCGGCUCCGAGCUGCUGGCUAAACCCUGGAAUUCCAUCAGCACUCUAGACGACGAUCUAGACCGCGCUCUUGGAGGCGGCAUCCCUACCGGGUACAUCACGGAAAUCACGGGCGAAAGCGGCGCCGGCAAGACGCAAUUCCUCCUAACCCUCCUCCUCGCCUGCCAGCUCCCACCGCCCCGCGGUCUCGGCCGUCCCGCAUUAUACAUCUCCACCGAAGCACCGCUCUCCACCCAGCGCCUGUCCCAAAUGCUAACCAACCACCCGUAUCUGCGCACCCUCUCCCCAGCCCAGCGCCCGACUCUCGACGGCAUCGUAGGCACCAUGACUCCGGACCUCGAAUCGCAAGACCACAUCCUGAGCUUCCAGGUCCCGGUCGAAGUAUCCCGGCGCAACGUCGGCCUCCUGGUCCUGGACUCCGUCGCGGCCAACUACCGCGCGGAAUUCGAGCGCGGAGCAGGCGGCGGCGCCAAAGGCGGCGCUAAUCUCGCCGCCCGCAGCCACGAGCUCGUGCGCUUGGGCCAGCAGCUGCAUGAUCUAGCGCGGAAACACGAUCUCGCCGUCGUGGUAGCGAACCAGGUCGCAGACCGCUUCGCAGGGUCUGCUAAGAGCAGCGCUCCGCUACCAUUUUCGCUGCCCCGCGUGUCGCAGGAGAGCCCGCUCGCAAGCCGAACCAAAGGAUGGCCCGCAACGCCGCUGCCGCUGCAGCUGUCCGGCCUGGAGCCCCCUAGCAGCGGCACCGCCGAGCUCCUGCGCUCCAGCAUGCCGGAACCGCCUCCCGAGGAGACCCCCGCUCCCCCCGCUCCCCCCGCCCUACUCCUCGACCACCAGCAACGGUGGUUCACCGGCUGGGGCGACGAGUACCCGUACCCGUUCGGCAGCAGCGGCGAUCGUAACCUAAAGACGCCCAGUCUAGGCCUGAUCUGGUCGACGCAGAUCGCCGUGCGGCUGGCGCUGUUCAAGAGGCCUGUUUACGGGCGGAAGGAAGUCCUCGACGACGACGAGGGGGAGAGCACGACCGUGUUGCGGAAUUGGCGCAGGUGGAUGAAAGUUGUCUUCGCACCGCAUGUGCCGGGGACGGGGCCGGGGUUAGAUGGAGCGGUGGAGUUUGAGGUUACGAUGGGGGGACUACGGGCUGUAGAUAGGAAAAAGAAGAAAGGGAAGGGGAAGGGGAAGGGGAAGCAGGCGGAUGGGGAGGAAGACGACGAAGACGAGAGAAUAGAGGCGUGAGAAUGGAUAUAUAGCCUAGGUUUAUGUAUAUCAUAUGGAUGAAUUCAGAGACUCUUGGCAUAUAUAAACCCUACUACUACUACUGUAAAUAAGCAAAAAGCAUACCAUUUCGAAUAAUAAGAGCCAUAUAACUAUAUCCUCAAUUACGUUCCUAUUGCAAGUUUCCCCCCAGAAUCUUCGGCUCGACUCUUACGAGCGAACAUCGUACAAAUUCACUAGA
Messenger RNA from Daldinia vernicosa, 2034 nucleotides. Its product is annotated as DNA repair protein RAD57. The record is from RefSeq and is a predicted model, not a curated record. Bases 285 to 1814 code for a protein of 509 amino acids. Gene Ontology annotation, molecular function: DNA strand exchange activity; ATP binding; ATP hydrolysis activity. Lineage: Eukaryota; Fungi; Ascomycota; Sordariomycetes; Xylariales; Hypoxylaceae. Gene Ontology annotation, biological process: DNA recombinase assembly; DNA strand invasion; DNA repair. The transcript has a single exon.